This is a messenger RNA of Oxyura jamaicensis (ruddy duck), 3905 nucleotides long. It is a transcript of the gene SUB1, whose product is annotated as SUB1 regulator of transcription. The transcript has 5 exons. The coding region runs from base 129 to 509 and encodes 126 amino acids. Gene Ontology annotation, cellular component: nucleus; transcription regulator complex. Gene Ontology annotation, molecular function: DNA binding; transcription coactivator activity. Lineage: Eukaryota; Metazoa; Chordata; Aves; Anseriformes; Anatidae. The record is from RefSeq and is a predicted model, not a curated record. Gene Ontology annotation, biological process: positive regulation of transcription initiation by RNA polymerase II.
CCCCUUUAAACACCCCCUCCCCUCCCCCCUCCCGCCCCUUCACGUGGUGCAGAGCAAGGGCGGGGAUCCCGCGGUGCGUCACUUCCGUUCCUCUGGCGGCGCAGCGGAGCCCCGCGCGGAGCAGGACAAUGCCUAAGUCAAAGGAACUUGUGUCUUCAAGCUCAUCUGCCAGUGAUUCAGAUAGUGAAGUUGACAAAAAGGCAAAGCGGAAAAAGCAAGCAGCUCCAGAAAAGCCUGUAAAGAAACAAAAGACGGGUGAAAGUUCGAAAGGUGCCGCUUCUUCUAAGCAAAGCAGUAACAGAGAUGAGAAUAUGUUUCAGAUUGGCAAAAUGAGGUAUGUCAGUGUUCGUGACUUUAAAGGGAAAGUCUUAAUUGAUAUUAGAGAAUAUUGGAUGGAUCAAGAAGGUGAAAUGAAGCCAGGCAGAAAAGGUAUUUCUUUAAAUCCAGAACAGUGGAACCAGCUGAAGGAACAGAUUUCUGAUAUUGAUGAUGCAGUAAGAAAACUGUAAAGACAGCCAUACAGAAAUCUUUAUCAUUUUUGUUGGUUUAAGCGGUCUUUUUACAUUGGCUUUUGUUUUCUAAAAUAUUGUUUUCGAAGCUAUUGUAUAUUUGGAUUGCAAAACAAUUUGUAAGAUGAAUACUUUUUUUAUGUGCAUUAAAAGUGUAUUCUGAGUGAGGCUAUUUGUGUAUACUUUACUAAAAAGAAAUGUGUUGCUUUCACCUCAUGGUGUAAAAUAAACAAAUCAAGUAAUAUGUAAAGCAUAGUUGUUAUGGCCUUUUGAUUGAAGAUGUUUGUUGAUAAGGCCACCUGUUGUCUUUAGGCUUUGUUUCAGUUUAGUUAACAGUUUGUUUUCUAAGGAGAUUUUAAAAAUGUCUCCAUUUCCUUUUUUUUGUUUCAUACCCUUUGGUAUUGCCCUCAGCUUUCUGCUUUAAAACUUGACACAAACAGUGAAUACCUGGUAAAACACAUUUUUGUAGAUAAUUUUAAAUACUGUAUUUGCUGAUUUUCCCUAUUUAUUCAGAUGUCCUGAGUAUAUAGACUUUUCUCCAUUAUUUGCAUGGAGUGUUAUGCUAAACAGUAACACCUGAACACCACCCACACAGUCUGUUCCCAUUUUUAUAUAGCUUGCUUGACAUAGAAAAUACUAUUAGCCUAUUCAUGGACUCUAGGUUCUAGAAUGUGAUGCAUAAACUUUUACAGUAAUAGACAUAUACCUCAGUAAGGUAGCGUUUAAAAGCUCCAAACUUUGUUAUUAUUUAGGCACACUUUUCAAUCUUUGCAUUAAAUUAAUUCUUGAACACAUACGAGAUAGUUAUUCCAUAGAAAAUAGCAGUUAGCCUGCUUUUGUAGGGCUUUUGUUUGAGAGCACUGUUUAAACAAUAGUGCUUAAAAUAGGCUGUAACACAGGUUAAACAGUCAUACAGGGUUAGAAUUGCUUCAGCCAGACUAUCAGGCUAUCAUGCUUUUGCCCUGACAACCAUGUCUGACCAAACCAUUUGGCUUGCCUUGCGUGGCUUACAUGUGCACAACUGGUUCUUUAGUAUAGAAGGUAUGUAGUGCUUACAGUGGAGCACUGGUACCUGUGGAUCCACAAGUAAUGAACUUUGCUUAUCUACCAGUGUACAUUCUGAGGAGAGAAGCCUCUGUCCAGUGGAAGUUCUAUUAGACUAGAUGUCUCAGCUGAAGGGAGAUCUUGGUAGACAUCAUGAGGCUAUGGAAAGAAGAAGGACGAAUAUGUUCAAGUAGGACUUAAGAGAGUGAAUGGGCACUCCAGUAGAGAAAUAAACAGCUAAAGCUCAAAGUUAGCUGACAUAAUAACUACAGAGAAGAAGCUUAACGUUAGCAGAAUUGGAGAAGAGUUCAUUUUAUGACAUAAUUAAUAGAAGGAAGAAGAUGAAAGAACUUCAUGACAACUGUCAUUUUAAGACUACGUAAUACUAUGUAGUGAAUGUACAAUUUAUUGGUUCAGCCGUAACUUUCACAUUUGGUAAUUUUAAAUAUUUUUAAAUUUUGUAUAGAUAAACAAGAUUUACUGAUUAACUGUGGGAUAUCUUAAUAUAAUUGCUUAUAUUGCAGACUUACUUGAAAGCCCUGUUCUGCUAAGUGCCGUACACAGACUAUUCCUGUGCUGCAGAGUUUAUAAUUCAAUACAAAUGGUAUAUGAAGGGUGAGGGAAGGUGACCUCAUCAAAUUAAGUAUAUAUUGUUUAUCUUACAUAUUCUAUUAGAUACUUCUAUCUACUUUUCAACUUACUGAUUCUUGAGAUAGUUCAAAGUUAAGAUCUGGUUUUGUGUAGCUCAGGAAAUGUGAGUUUCAGAGCUACGAAAAAAUUGAAUAGAAGAGGAAGAGAUGUGUUGUGGUAGCACACGCUUUUUUGGGCAAAACUUCCUUCAAGAGAUGUGUAGGGACGCUUGGACCAAGCAGUAUAAAUCAAAUAUCUGCUAAAAUUUCUCAGAUUAGUAGAUCAGUGAAUAAAAUAAAUUGCUUUAGAUCAUUAUUGACAGUUUCUAGGCCUUUUUUUUUUUUCCCGUUUGCAGUGUGUCUUUUGCAUUUUUUUUCCUUUAAAUCUGACUGCAGCCAGAUUUCAACUUUUUACCUCAAAACUUCCGUGUGGCUACUUUAAAGUGCAUAAGUGCAUGAUUAUCAUAAUAGUAAGAACAUUAUCCUCAAUUAGAUUACUGUGGUAGUAGGUCAUUGGAUGGCAUUGUAUAUCAGAGUACAAUAUAAUUGUGUUCAGGAAGGUGGAGAAUUCAUUCAUUUUGGGAGGGUAAGUGGAAGAAGUUUUACUAAAGUGAUUAGUUCUAUUGUGGAAACUGAUGGUAGAGAUGUUCAAAUAAAUUAGUAUUUGUUAAUCAAGAACUAUUAUGUCUUAUAGAUAACCCUCUUACUGAAUUUGUGGAGAUAAGUACUGGAGCUGUUUAUCCCAUUUUACUUGGUAAAAUUUGGGGCUGUUUGAUUUUACUUAGCUUGUGUGUUUGGAAAACAGUUUUCCAUCUGAUGGGUAUAUAUUCCUGCCUGUAAUACUGACUGAAAUAUAUUUUAGUUGCGCUGGUCUUAACACCUGCAUGUCCUACAAAAAAGGUAACUAAAUAAACUAGUCAGUUUCACAAAUGAGCUCAAAUAGAACCUGAAUUGUGAUGGAGGGAGUUCUUUGCACCUCAGCUGACUGAUGGUUAGUUGACAUAAAUUUGACACAUUCAGUGUUACUUUGAAAUUAAUGGUUGUGAUUUGUCAUGUGUUGUCUAUGGCUGUAGUUUUUCUAAUUUGAGAGAAUAAUUUUUUUUUUUUGAAUACAGAUUAUUUUCUUGCAGAAAAAAUGGUAGUUAGGAUACAUGUAGAAGUGUCCAUGGAAGAAAACUGCAUGUAUGAAAGACUGUAGUGUGAGAUGAAAAUAAAUGCUGUUCACUUUCCCACUGAAGUUACAAAAGAAAGAUGCAUUUGGCUCUUGAUAUUUAUGCAGGGCAUAUUAGCAAAAUGUUUUAUAAUUUAUACCUACUAUGGAGCAUAGGAGGAAACAUACAUCAGAGUUAGAUCUGCCAAAGUACCAUGUGUGCUAAAUCAAAUGGUCAUGUAUGAUGUUGCUCUUACGUAGAGGCGUUCAUAUUGAAAUUAAACAAAUGCAGUACUGAGUUUGAUAUUUCUGUUAAAGGAAAUGCCCCAGUUACGUAUUCCUUAUGUGAUCUGUUAGUAAAAAAAAAAAAAAAAAUGUAAUUCUGGUAACUCAAAUGUCAUAUUGUUAACAUGUGGAAUGUUUAAUGUUUUGUUCUGGUGGUAUCUACUACAGAGGCCACUGGAAAUAUGAGCCCUCCAACUGUAAUUCUCUUAAUGUUCAAAUAAAAAGUAGUUAAAUGGCAUAUGUGUAAUAACAAUUUGAACACAUGGAAUAAAUGAAGACUUCUGUUGA